GUUCAGGACGGCCAUCACCAAUUCCUCCACCCACCCGCCACUACCCGCAUCGCACUCGCCGUCGGACCACUCCCGAGCACGAAUCGUCCAAGAUGCCGGCACCUACCAACACGCUCCUGAUCGAGGGCACCUUUGAGGAGCUCGUCGACGAACUCGCACAGUACAUUGACGCUUUGAAGAAGUCGCAGGGCGACGAGGCCGCCGCGCUCCAGUCGGAAUGCGCUCAGUUGCUGGAGGAGAACCACAAGGAUGAGGUGCUGAAGAAGCUGGUCUCGGGCAGCGCGGCCCUUAACUCGGCGCCGGAGAAGGAGCUCGUGGCGGCAUACAACCUGCUGAUCCACCUGGUCCGGCAAUCGCCAAACGUCAACAUGUACCUGCCGCCCAUCUGCAAGAACGUGUCGAGCCCGAUAACGUCGUCGCCCGGCAACGCCACUGGCCUGUCGCUCUCGAUCCUCCAGACGGUAUUCAACAUCCUGCCCGCGGACAACGACAACCGGUACCACGUGUUCCUGGCGACGCUGCGGGUGGUCAAGUCGUCGGGCAACUUUGAGACGCUGAAGCCGCAGCUCAAGCACAUUGACACGUGGCUGGCGCAGUGGCAGAUGGAAGAGGAGGACAACCGCAAGCUGUACCUGGCCGUGGCGGACGUGGCGCAGGAGGGAGGCGAGGACGAGAUCGCCUACCAGUACCUGAUCCGGGCGCUGCGCAGCAUUCCGAGCGAGUCGGCGUCGACGGACGAGGCGCGGCAGCUGUCGCUGCGGGCGCUGAAGACGGCGCUGACGCACCCGGCGCACUUUGACUUCCAGGACCUGACGGCGCUCGACUCGAUCCAGGCGCUGCGCAAGAGCGACGCGGAGCACUUUGAGCUGCUGGAGAUUUUCACGUCGGAGCUGCUCGAGGAGUUCAACGACUUCAAGGAGUCGCACCCGGAUUUCGUUGAGAAGGAGGCUCUGGACGGCGGCGCGCUCGACCGCAAGAUGCGCCUGCUGACGCUGGCCUCGCUGGCCGCCAGCUCCGGGCAGACGCGCGCGCUGCCGUACGCGCACAUUGCCAAGGCGCUGCAGAUCCCGGACGACGAGGUCGAGCUGUGGGUCAUUGACGUGAUCCGCGCCGGCCUGGUCGAGGGCAAGCUCUCGCAGCUCAACCAGACCUUCCUCAUCCACCGCAGCACGUACCGCGUCUUCGGCGACAACCAGUGGCGCGAGGUCGCCUCGCGCCUCGCCAUGUGGCGCAACUCGCUCGCCGGCGUCCUCACCGUCAUCCGCCAGGAGAAGGAGCGCUUCAUCCUCGAGAAGGAGCAGGAGCUCCGCGACCUCGAUGCUAAGGCUGCGGGCGCCGGCGCCGGCAAUGCGGGCCGCAGGGGACAGGGGCAGCAGCAGCAGCGUGGCGCGGGUGCGGCUCCAGCUGCGGCGCCUGAGGUCGAGGCCGAGUAGGCGUGCUGGGUUGCUGCUUACUUACCUACCUACCUGUAGCUUGAGCGCGAGCGCGUCGACGUGGACCCUGGUUCUGGCUCUGGCUCUCUCAACAGAGGGGGAGGGGAUGGGGGCUAGCGUUGGUUGGGAUGGGAUGGGCUGGGUUGGGGAGGUUUUCAUUUGGUUCCUUUUGCUGUCGGAAUGCAGUUCGAAAAAAUGGUUGCGUUGCGGUGCGGUGCGGUGCGGUGCGGUGGUGCUUGCUUGAUGAUGCUGCGAAAAUGAGCGAGAGAGAGGGAUGCAUGCAUGGGAGAUGGGAUGGGUAAUGCGGCUUGCAAUAAGGACUGGUGGU
Molecule: messenger RNA, 1761 nt
Organism: Aplosporella prunicola CBS 121167
Lineage: Eukaryota; Fungi; Ascomycota; Dothideomycetes; Botryosphaeriales; Aplosporellaceae
Exons: 3
Coding region: 93-1433 (446 amino acids)
Biological process (GO): cytoplasmic translational initiation
Cellular component (GO): eukaryotic translation initiation factor 3 complex; cytoplasm
Molecular function (GO): translation initiation factor activity
Source: RefSeq, a predicted model, not a curated record